Planococcus citri (citrus mealybug) is the source of this 2870-nucleotide messenger RNA. Its product is annotated as vesicular glutamate transporter 3-like. The record is from RefSeq and is a predicted model, not a curated record. Bases 1172 to 2167 code for a protein of 331 amino acids. Gene Ontology annotation, cellular component: membrane. Gene Ontology annotation, molecular function: transmembrane transporter activity. Gene Ontology annotation, biological process: monoatomic anion transport; transmembrane transport. The transcript is spliced from 8 exons. NCBI's taxonomy places the organism in Eukaryota, Metazoa, Arthropoda, Insecta, Hemiptera, Pseudococcidae.
AUGCACAAGCUGUUCAUAAGUAUCGGCACAUUUAGCAGCGCAACAGCCUUCGUAUUUCUAAUUUUAUGUCCCAACUUGGUGACCGGAAUAGUUGCCAUGUCAAUAAUACAAUUUUGCUGUGCCUUUACAGUGACAUCCGUUAUAGUUGUAUUUCUCGAUCUUGCACCAAAAUACGCCUCGUUUAUGAACUCUAUAGCAAACGUGUUUUUUACAAGUGCAUGGAUCAUCACUCCGACAUUAAUUGGAUUCGUUGUUACUUCUCAUAGUGUAUCUCAGUGGAACAUUUGCUUCAUAAUUAUAAGCUGCGAAUGUUUCAUUCUUGGAAUAUUCUACCUAAUAUUUGGAUCUGGAAAGCAGCAAUCCUGGGCUAAUCACAGUCCCAACAAGAAUGAGUCAAUUAGACAAUCGAUCGAAGAAAAAUCGUGAAUAAAUUUUCAAUUUUUCCUUUAUAUUGUGAAGUGUUUUAAAAUUUUUUAUCAAGCCAUAUCAUUCAACAAGUAGAUAGGUACCUAAUAAGACUUUUCUGAUACUAAACUGAGAAAAAAUGAUAAAAUUUUCACAGUUUUCAAAAUUUUUGGGGCACACAAAGUUUUUUGAAUUUUGAGGGACAUUCAACAUAUCCCUAUCCGAACAAGAUCUUUCGUACCUAAAUGCAAUUAAAGAAUUGUAUAUCCGUCAAAAAAUUCUCGAAUUCAAAAAAUUUUCCAUUUUUAACCGUAAUAAACGUUAAUCUUUUUAGCCACACUGUGAAGUAUGAGUAUCUUGAAAAUGUUUAUUAAAAUCCAAUACUCAAAAACAAGCUGUAAUCACGUAUGUCGUACCUACAUUGUACAAAAUGUUUAAUGACAGCUGACACGAACUCGAAAGUAGGUAAUUUAAAACAUGUAAUUUCUUUACAAUCAGACAAUCAAUCUUUCCCUAGUAGGUAUACCUUAAAUUUUCUACGUACCUUACCUACCUAUACAUUUGCGCAUUGAGUAAUCCUACAGAAACCAUUAUCUCUCUACACUGCUAUCCUAUCUCACUUCUUUCACGGUAUACCUACAAGCGAGUUGAUGCCCAGACACUUCAAAAAUUCAACAUUCAUAAAAAAAUCAUACACAAUAAAAUAUGCCAUUCAGUUACAAGGUCGAGUCGACACAAAUCGUUCCACUAGAUCAUUGAAAUAUCAAUGAAAAUGAUACUUCCACAAAUCAAGAUCCCAAGAAGAUACGUAAUAGUGGUGAUGAUAUUUAUCGGGUAUGCCAAUAUGUUUUACUUACAUUCCAAUUUGGCUAUGGCUGUGGUGGAGAUGACCUCGGUGAAAAAAAUCACUCUACAAAAUGGCACCAUUGAAAAGAGGGUCGAUUUCAACUGGAGCUCCCACGAAAAAGGCAUCAUUCUGAGCAGUAUUUCAUACGGUCGUUUGUUCAGCCCUGUAGGAGGUAUUUUGGCGGGAAAAUUUGGAGGAAGCACUAUUUACAGUCUUGGCAUUCUGGUUACAUCACUGAUCACAUUCUUUAGUCCGGUUUUCUUACAUAUUCAUUUCAACAUAUUCAUCAUCGGUAACAUGAUCCUAGGAGCAUUUGAGACGUUUUCAUACGCAAGCGUCACGCAAAUAUUUUCACGCUGGGCUCCUCCCGAUGAAAGGACCAAAUUCGUGUCAUUCAGUGCCAUAGGAACGAAUCUCGGAUCCGCAAUAUCCUUCAUAGUUUCUGGAUGGAUAUUAAACUCUUGGAAUUGGGAAGCACUGUUUUACUUCAGCGGAGUAGCCUCAUUCGUGUGGUAUUGGAUUUGGUUACUUGUGGUUAAAAAUGAUCCUGAAGACGAUAAUCGAAUCAGUGAAGAGGAGAAAAACUACAUCAAAGAAAAGGUCAAUUGUAACUACACCAAUGAAAAGCUGGCGUAUCCAUGGAAAAACAUUCUGACUUGCAUUCCAUUUUGGAUAACUUGCUUGAUAAAAUUUUCCGUCGCAUCUUAUUCAACUAUCACAUUCAUGUACCUGCCUCAAUAUCUCAAAGAUACCAACAACAUAGAUAUCAAACAAAUAGGCAUCAUUUCAAUGAUUCCGCAAAUUUCUGCAAUUAUUUCAGCGCCAAUCGGCGGAUUCGUCGGGGAUUUUAUGAGAUCACGAAAGCUUCUCUCUAUUACUAACGUAAGUGUGAUUUGCGCUCUACAGCACAUGUGAAGAACCUUCAUCGAAUACCUAUCCUACCUAUACAGCAAAAUUCAACCCAUUCGACUCGAUUUCAUAAUGCCUUAUACAGUAGACUCCCAAUUAUCCGACUCCGAAUUAUCCGACUUUCGGGUUAUCCGGUACGAAUUUAUCCGACUUACAUUUCGCAUUAUCCGACCCACCAAGGUCGGAUAAUCCAAAAAACCCCUAAUUUUUGAUUUUGGAGUGUAAAUAAUGAUGCAGUAUGCAGCAUUUUGUAUUCUAACGGUGUUAUUUUCCUUGAAAUUGAUCCAACUUAUCUCAAAAAAUUAUAAUUUGAGUCAGUAUUUCAUUGUCUUUUAUGUACAAAAGUACAUUAUUUUUGUUUAUUCAUCACUUUUUUGAUUUUUUGUUCCUGCUUUGAGCCAAAACUUGAUUUUCUGAAUAAAAAAUUGUCUUCUCAAGCUUAUGCACUCAAUUUCUGCGCUAAAAACAUCCAUUUCGGAUUAUCCGACUUUUUUGGUAUCCGACCUACCUUACCCCCCCGAUUAGGUCGGAUAAUCGGGAGUCUACUGUACAUACUUACAUGAGAUUUCCAGAUUCACAAGCUCUUCAUUAGUAUUGGCACAUUCAGUAGCGCAACAGCCUUCGUGUUUCUAAUUUUUUGGCCCAAUUUGACUACUGGAAUUAUUACCAUGUCAAUAAUACAAUUUUGCGGCACUUACACCUUGACGUC